Polypterus senegalus (gray bichir) is the source of this 2562-nucleotide messenger RNA. Its product is annotated as extracellular calcium-sensing receptor-like. Gene Ontology annotation, cellular component: membrane. The coding region runs from base 1 to 2562 and encodes 853 amino acids. Gene Ontology annotation, molecular function: G protein-coupled receptor activity. The transcript has 6 exons. NCBI's taxonomy places the organism in Eukaryota, Metazoa, Chordata, Cladistia, Polypteriformes, Polypteridae. The record is from RefSeq and is a predicted model, not a curated record. Gene Ontology annotation, biological process: G protein-coupled receptor signaling pathway.
AUGAUAGCUGUGACACUAGUACUGCUUGCAGUCUUUGUCAAAGCUGAAGAUACUAUUUGCAAAAUGUUGCAAACCCAACCAGAUGAACCUCUCUUUGCAAAAGAUGGUGACAUCAUAAUUGGAGGAAUUUUUUCUUUUCAUAACAGCAUAGCAGAUGAGAAACCUAUGUUUAAGGAAAUGCCUGGGCCCCACAAAUGUAAAGAUUUUAAUAUUAAAGAGUUUCUCUUUGCCAAAACAAUGGCUUUUGCUGCUGAAGAAAUUAACAACAAUUCAGAUAUUCUUCCUGGAAUUUCUAUGGGUUAUAAAAUAUAUGAUGACUGCAGUUCAGUUCCUUUAGCAAUGACAGCAGCAAUAGCUUUAGUAAAUGGCCUAGAAAAGUCAGUAACCAGUUUUACAUGCAGUAAACCUUCAAACAUUUAUGCAAUUAUAGGAAUGUCUGACUCAACGCCAACCAUAGCAGUUACAACAUCUCUUAGAUCGUAUCAUAUACCGGUGAUAAGUUACUAUUCCACAUGUGCAUGUCUCAGCAAGAAACUGGACUUUCCAACAUUCUUCAGAACUAUCCCAAGUGACUAUCACCAAAGCAAAGCCCUGGCACAGCUUAUAAAGCACUUUGGAUGGACUUGGCUUGGAGCAUUAAGCAGUGACAACGACUAUGGCAAUACUGGAAUAGCAGCAUUCAUAGAAGCUGUUCAGAAAGAAGGCUUGUGUGUGGAAUACGCUCAUUCAAUUUAUAGAAACAGCCCAAAAGAAAAAAUCCUUGCUCUUGUGGAUAUUAUGAAAAGGGCUUCCUCCAAAGUAAUUGUUGUUUUUGCCAUAUUCUCAGAUUUAGAAGAUCUGAUAAAAGAGCUUUUCCUUCAGAAUGUCACCAGCCUUCAGUGGAUAGGAAGUGAAGGCUGGAUUUCAAGUGAAUACCUGGCAACAAAGGAGAAUUACAGUGUUCUUAAGGGAGCACUUGGACUUGCAAUCAGUAAUGUCAUAAUACCAUCAUUGCCGGAUUAUUUGAAAGCCAUACGUCCAUCUGAAAUUCCUAAGAGUAUUGAUUUAAACAUGUCUUGGGUAAAUGCCUUUAACUGCAGCUUAGAAACUGAAGCUGAAGUCUUACGUAAUAUCUCAUGUAUAGAAGCACCAUGGCAGAUAAGCAACCAAUACACCGAUGUUCCUGAUGUCAGAAUUGCCAACAAUGUAUACAAAGCAGUCUAUGCGAUUGCACACUCUCUGCAUAGUUUCUUUGAAUGUCAGUAUAAUUUAACAAAUGGUACAUGCAGUAAUAAAAGCAAAGUUGAACCUUGGCAGGUGUUGGAAAACUUGAAAAAAGUUAAUUAUACCACAAAUUAUGGAGAGAAUGUGCACUUUGAUGACAAUGGAGAUCCAGUAGCAAGAUAUGAUCUUAUAAACUGGCAGAUGAGUGAGGAAGGGGCUAUAAAAUUUGUCACUGUUGGUCUCUAUGAUUCCUCCUUACCAGAGGGAAAGCAGUUCUUCAUGAAUAAUGUUAACAUCAUGUGGAGAGAUGGGUAUAACAAGGUGCCUAAAUCUGUCUGCAGUGAGAGCUGUCAGCCAGGCACACGUAAGGCUGUUCGAAAGGGUAAACCUAUAUGUUGCUUUGACUGCCUAAUAUGUGGUGAAGGAGAAAUCAGCAACAUGACAGAUUCAGUUUUUUGUCUGAAGUGUCAACUGGAAUAUAAAUCCAAUGAACAAAGAGAUCAGUGCAUUCUAAAGGAUAUUGAAUUUUUAACAUUUGGAGAAAUCAUGGGAAUGCUAUUGGUCAUAUUAUCAAUUUUAGGGACUAUUGUGACAUUAACUGUUGCUACUGUUUUUUUUAAAUAUAGACAGACUCCAGUGGUGAAAGCAAAUAAUUCUGAGCUCAGCUUCCUCCUACUUUUCUCUUUGACUUUUUGUUUUCUUUGUUCUCUUAGUUUUAUUGGUGAACCCUCUGAUUGGUCUUGUAUGUUGCGACAUACGGCUUUUGGCAUCACAUUUGUUCUUUGCAUCUCUUGCAUUCUAGGGAAAACAUUGGUUGUACUGAUGGCGUUUAGAGCUACACUCCCUGGCAACAAUAUCAUGAAACUUUUUGGUCCCAGACAACAAUGUUUUAGUGUGUUUUCUUUAACUGCAAUUCAAAUCUUGAUUUGUGUCUUAUGGUUAAUGCUAUCACCACCCUUUCCUGUAAAAAACAUGCAGCACUACAAUGACAAGAUCAUUCUAGAAUGUGACUUAGGUUCCGCAGUGACUUUUUAUGGUGUUUUGGGAUAUAUUGGUCUUCUGUCUAUCAUGUGCUUUAUUCUUGCCUUUUUGGCUCGAACAUUGCCAGAUAAUUUUAAUGAAGCUAAGUUUAUCACAUUCAGCAUGUUAAUAUUUUGUGCAGUUUGGCUUGCAUUCAUUCCUGCUUACAUCAGCUCACCAGGUAAAUAUACUGUGGCUGUGGAAAUUUUUGCUAUUUUAGCUUCCAGCUUUGGUUUGCUUUUCUGUAUAUUUGCCCCAAAAUGCUAUAUUAUAUUGUUAAAACCAGAAAAAAAUACAAAAAAAUUUUUAAUGGGAAAAAAUCAACCAAAGGCUUGUUGA